Messenger RNA from Oikopleura dioica, 678 nucleotides. The record is from the annotation of a GenBank genome assembly. NCBI's taxonomy places the organism in Eukaryota, Metazoa, Chordata, Appendicularia, Copelata, Oikopleuridae.
AUGCCAGAUCAGAGGAGACUGCCCUUCCCGGAGGAUUCUGUUUCGUACAAAUUGUACAUGAAAGACAAGGGAGUGAAGAAAAGCGAAGAGGGAGAGGAUGAGAUUUUGUUGAAUUCUUCGGUCAUUAAAAAUGCUAAUGGAAGCUCGUAUGUUGAAUACAACGGCGCUAAAGUUAUGGUUGCUUGUAUUGGCCCAAAAGAUCUGGCUAAACGUGAGGAUUUCUCGCUCAGCGGACUGUUGAAGAUAGAACUGUCAUUUUGCGCCUUUGCGUCUCGCACAACUCGACGCGUCCCCUCUAGAACAACGGAAGACGAAAAAGAACAGGCCCAAAUCAUCGAAGAAGCACUCAAGUCGGUGAUCCUGCUCAAACGCUACCCAAAGAGCCAGAUUGACAUGCGAGUUCAAGUGAUCUGCGAAGGGCUGGCGGAAACGACCACAAUGGCCGCCAUUGUCACAGCGUGUGGACUCGCCGCAGCUGAUGCCGGCCUUGAUAUGUACGGCCUCGUCGUGGGAGCGGCGACAAUGGGAACAUUCGCAUCGAUCAUGCCUGAGCUGAACCAAGUGACCGGAAUCCUUUCAGUAGCCGAAAAUAUAGAGGAAGAAAUGAAGGCUGUAAAUAAGCGAGCGCAAGCCCUUUACCCUGCCAUUAUGCAACAUCUGAAACAGAAAGAUGUUUGA